Messenger RNA from Aspergillus saccharolyticus JOP 1030-1, 5197 nucleotides. Its product is annotated as transcriptional regulator SIN3. The transcript has 8 exons. Gene Ontology annotation, cellular component: Sin3-type complex; chromatin. Lineage: Eukaryota; Fungi; Ascomycota; Eurotiomycetes; Eurotiales; Aspergillaceae. The record is from RefSeq and is a predicted model, not a curated record. Gene Ontology annotation, molecular function: transcription corepressor activity. Gene Ontology annotation, biological process: negative regulation of transcription by RNA polymerase II. Bases 344 to 5197 code for a protein of 1617 amino acids.
CACGGCUCUCGCUCUAUUGCUUGUGAGCUAAGACUGUCAUUUUGUGAAGCUUUCUCUCUGUUCAUUUUGAUCUGCCUCUCUACUGUCUCCUUGGGAUUCUAGCUCGGCCAAGUCCUGCACCUGUUUCACCUAUCUGCAGCUGGCAGGCAUCGGCACAGUGAUGUCGCUGUGAAAUAGAGUUGGGAGGAACAGAAACUCAAGCCCCCGUACAAAAGAAAACAGUGUCUGGCAACCUUAGCACCAUCAUUUGUCAAAAAAGUCGUUAUUCCCCCUUGGACUGCCCUUGUGCUGUCCUCUCACCUAUCGAGUUGAACCACUAGAGUUCUCUUCAUGCACAUAGACCAUGAACUCUUCUGGGAACGAUAACUGGCAUCCCGGUGGCCCGCCAGCGCAUCCUGGGAUGGACCAGAUGAACCAGCAACCUCGCGCCAUGGGCUCAUUCAGCCAAAACCCACAGCCGCAACAGGGUCCGUCAGCGCAACCCACAGGUCCAGUUCUCCCACCUCCAGGCGGUCCUUAUCAUCCCGCAAACCAGCCCGGUGGUCAUUCUCUUCCUGGUUUGGCUGAGCUGAGCCAGGGUCAUGCCGGCCCACACCAACCUCCUGCCUACGGACAACACCCGCAGGGCCCCUCUCAUAACCCUGGUCACUCGCUCCCGGGUAUUGGCCAGGCCAUGCAACACCCUUCUCCUCAGUCCCUGAGUCGGGACCGCGAGCGGGACUCCCGGGAACGAGAGCUGCUCGAAAGGCAGCGCCAGGAAGAACUGGCUCACAGAGAACGCGAAGUGCGCGAGCGAGAGCGCGAGCAGAUCGAACGUCAGCAGCUGGAGCGACAACGUGAGCAGCAGCAUCAUGGAGUCCAGCAUAGCGCCGCCUCAAUCCCUUUGCACCAGCCCGUAGCCUCCAAAGUGCCUAAUUCUAUCCAUGGCCCCAAUGGUCUUCUCUCCAAUCUGAGUUCGAAUCCUACCAAUGGCCCGCAGGGCUCCAUGUCAACGGCUGGAGGCCCGGGGGCGCUCUAUGGUCAGCAGAUGCAGCAUGGCGAAGGGGCGAUAAGGUCUUACUUGCAGCAUCCUGCAGGACCACCUGGUCAGCCCAUGCCGGGUUUCAACGGCUCAGGCCCUGCGAUUCCCGGAAAUGUCGCUGCCCUGGCUGCCCAGCAGCAGGGUCAGCAGCCGAUAUUGAAUGACGCCCUCAGCUAUUUAGAUCAAGUCAAGGUUCGAUUUGUUGAUCAGCCUGACGUGUACAACCGGUUUCUUGAUAUCAUGAAGGAUUUCAAGAGUCAAGCAAUCGAUACCCCCGGGGUCAUCCAGCGCGUCUCGACCCUGUUCAACGGUCAUCCUACUUUGAUCUCCGGAUUCAAUACCUUCUUGCCGCCAGGCUACCGGAUCGAGUGCGGAACAGAGGACAACCCGGAUGCUAUCCGGGUCACUACACCGUCCGGCACAAACACCCUGAGUAUGCCUCGCACAAGACAUUCCUUGGAGUCCAGCGGAGAGCUUGGACCCUCAGGAGGCAUGCCCUCUCACGGCCGGCCUGACUACUAUGAGCAGUCUCGUCCUGGCUGGCAGCAACCGCAGCCUCAACCGCAGCCUCAGCAGCCCCAGCCUCAGCCACAGGGUAAUCUGCCAGGGUCGUAUUCUCCUGGGACCCGGAUUAUACCUGGCAUUUUUGGACAGCAGGGUGGACAGAACCAGCCUCAGGAACAUCAUUUCGAUUUCCCCACUCCACAAGAGCAGCAGGCUGCGGCGGGGGCGGCAGCCAUGGCUCAUCAAUCAGACCAGAGGGGCGUGCACCUUCAGGGCGCACCCUCCGCCGCUGCUGCAGGCCUGGGAAGACCUUCGUUGCUGCACGUUCCUGUACCCUCUGGUCCAGGUUCUAACAUCAACCAAUCGAUGAACAAUCUGGCUGGAGUUGGAACAGGGAUGCUCCAAGGCGGCCAGGCAGACCUGAACAAGCGGGGUCCUGUGGAGUUCAACCACGCCAUCAGUUAUGUGAACAAGAUCAAGAAUCGGUUCUCAAGCGCCCCUGAGAUCUACAAGCAGUUCCUCGAGAUACUACAGACUUACCAGCGUGAAUCAAAGCCAAUUCAGGAUGUAUACGCUCAAGUUACUCAGCUGUUCAACACGGCACCGGACUUGCUGGAAGACUUCAAGCAAUUUUUGCCUGAGUCGGCUGCUCAUGCCAAACAACAGGCCGCAGCGCGCCAGGCAGAGGAGGCCGCUCCUACGAGUAAUCUUCGUGGAGAGGCAAGCUAUCCAAGUGCCGCUAACAUUGCCUCACAAACUCCCAAUCGUGACGUGAAGAUGCCGCCCCUGGGUCAGUUUAAUGUCAAGGACACGGCCAAGGACGGCAAGAAACGGCGGGGUGGGCCUGGAGCUCCCUCCACUAUGGCCUCCUCGAUUUCUGGACCUUCUACUGAGGCGGCCCGUAUGGCGGAGACUCAGGCUGGUCGGGCCCCAGCGGUGCAGCCAGGUGCUGCUAAUAAGCGUGCCAAGGUUCACCAUAAACCGUCUCAGGCGGAAGCUCCAGCUGUGUCGCCGACACUUGUUCCUGCGCUCCCUGAGCCGAUCCAACCUUCGUUCUCACUGACUCCGACUCAAGAGGAAUUUGCCUUCUUUGAUCGCGUCAAGAAGUACAUCGGGAAUAAGCAGACAUUCAGUGAGUUUCUCAAGCUCUGUAAUCUCUAUUCUACGGACUUGAUCGACAGACACGUUCUCGUUAAGAGAGCUGCCAAUUACAUUGGCGCCAACCCUGAGCUCAUGGCUUGGUUCAAGCGUUUCAUGCAUGUUGACGAACCUGAAGACAAGAUCGUUGAUGUCAAGGCGAAACAAGAGCCGGGCCUGGUCAAUCUCUCCCACUGCCGCUCGCUUGGGCCGAGCUACCGUUUAUUGCCAAAGCGCGAACGGCAAAAGCCUUGCAGUGGUCGCGACCAAUUAUGUUACAGCGUUCUCAACGAUGAAUGGGCCUCUCACCCUACGUGGGCCUCUGAGGACUCUGGCUUCGUGGCCCAUCGCAAGAACCAGUUCGAGGAUGCUCUGCAUCGCAUCGAAGAAGAUCGGCACGACUACGACCAUCACAUUGAGGCUUGCACGCGUACCAUUCAGCUCAUCGAGCCUAUCGUGCAGCAGUUCCUCGUCAUGACCGAUGCGGAAAGGGCUGCCUUCAAACUGCCUCCUGGUCUGGGCGGCCAGAGUGAAGCCAUCUACCAGCGUGUGAUCAAGAAGAUCUAUGACCGACAGCGGGGUGAGAAGAUCAUCAAGGAGAUGUUCGAGCGACCGUGUCAUGUCUUGCCUAUCAUCUUGUUCCGCCUGAAACAGAAGUGCGAAGAGUGGAAGGCUAGCCAGCGCGAAUGGGAUAAGAUCUGGCGCGAGCAGAUGCAAAAGGCCUACUGGCGCAGCUUGGAUCACCAAGCGAUUGCCAGCAAGGGUACUGACAAGAAGCUCUUUGUGGCGAAGCACAUCCAAACCGAGAUUCAGAACAAGUUCGAGGAGGGUCGGAAUUUGCGGAAGAGCGGCUACCAGGUUCCUCGACAUCAGUUCGAAUACACUUUUGACGAUCCGGCCGUCCUUAUCGAUGCAACGCACUUGCUGCUCACCUUUAUUGACCGGAACUCGGCUGGGUUCGGCGCGGAUCCACAAAAGGUCAUGACUUUCAUCAAGGACUUCAUUCCGGUGUUCUUUGGCAUGGAUCGUGAUACCUUCCAUGUGUACAUGAAUGAGCUGUCUAGUGGCACGCCUCCGAUCGACGAGGGGGAUGAUGAGAGUCUAGCUGCCGAGGAUGCCUCGACUCCCCGCAGUCGCAAAGGUGGUGCUGGAAAGAAGAUGGGUCUUCUCCGCGAUGUGCUCGAGCGCGCGGGUGAAAAGGUGCAUCGGGCCGAGAAGGAAGGCAGUGCCCCCAAUAGUCGGGAUGGCACGCCUGACGCUGUUCUGGUGCCCUCUACUCCGAUCCCCGAUCCCGCCGAAUCCUUCGACGUGGCCGAACUCAAGUGGAUGGAGCACCCAGGCCAGGGCAACUUCAACCAGCAACGAGAGUAUAACCUCAACGAGACCUACGAGAAGAAGGUGCAUCACCUGUACGCCAACCUUAACAUCUAUUGUUUCUUCCGCACAUUCGAGAUCUUGUAUUCGCGCCUGCUUCGCAUCAAGUUGCACGAGAAGGACGCUCAUGAGGAUGUGCGCCGUGCGUUGGUCGGAAAGCCAGCGCAGGAGCUCAACCUCAUCGACAAGUUUCCGACCGACUUCUUCUACGACUGCGACCCGAAGGCCAAUCUCUAUCAACAGAUUGUGCGGAUGUGCGAGGAAGUGAUCAAGGGUGACAUGGAGACUACACAUCUAGAGGAGACUCUUCGCCGGUACUACUUGCGGAGCGGCUACCAGUUGUACAACUUGGAGAAGAUGUUCACGGGGAUCUCCAAAUUCGCGGGCGCGAUCUUUAGUGGCGAUUCGAAGGAUCGCAGCUCGGAUAUCAUGAACCUCUUCUUCAAGGAGCGUGACAGGGAGGAGACCACUCAUAACCAGGAGAUCCAGUACCGCAAGCAAGUCGAGCGGCUGGUAAAGGACGGAGACAUGUACCGGAUCACCUACAACCCUGGCAGCAAGAAGGCGGCGGUGCAGCUGUUGACGCCUGAGGACGCCACCUUAGAGAACGAGGAACUCAGCCCGGAAGCGCGCUGGUCGUACUAUGUCUCGGCGUACACCAUGCGCGACCCGACGGAAGGCGUGGCCUUUUCGCAGAUGCGCAUGCCGUUCUUGAAGCGGAACCUGCCGGCCAAGCUGGAGCAGGAAGAGGAGUACAACCGGUACUACCGGCCGUUGGUGCACCAGGAUGGGCUGAUCAUCCGCAUCUGCGCCAACAGCUACCACAUCCUAUACGAGCCUGGCAGUUCCGACUGGUGGUGGCGGCCCACCACGACGACGGACGAAUCAGGCGAAGAGGCGGGGGGUAAGGAGGAAGCAGCCGUCAAGGAACGACGGCGGGACCGGUUCAUGGAGAAGCUGGUCAACAACCCUAGCUGGGCGCACGGGCUGAGCAAGGAUCAGGUGGACGAGUCCAACCAGCGGUUCCGUUCCUGGAUCACUGGGCCGGAGGGCGAGCCCAGUGGUGCUGGUACUGCGGCGUCCGAGGCUAAGGAGGACCAGGACGAUGCAGAGAUGGCAGAUGUCCCGCCGCCUGCCGAGUCGGAAGCCAAGGAGCCGUGA